This is a messenger RNA of Caenorhabditis bovis, 612 nucleotides long. The record is from the annotation of a GenBank genome assembly. Lineage: Eukaryota; Metazoa; Nematoda; Chromadorea; Rhabditida; Rhabditidae.
AUGCAGCUCACCGUGUUCCUUCUGUUCAUCAUCUUCCACGUGGCUCAUUUUGCAGCUAUUACCACAAUUGAGGAGCUCUGCGCGAAUGACAAGCCUUGCUAUGGCUUCCCAGAAAAUUGUAAUAUGGAUGACUGCUCAGUUAUUUUGUCGUUCCGUAAAGGAUAUAUGGAUUUUCUUUUCCGUGAUACUGAUUUCAGCAUUGUUAUUGGAUUUCAUUCAGAGAAGAAUGGUGUUUUGGACAGUGUAUACUUGGUAUGCUUCCCAGGUACCAGCAAAUGUUUCUUGGGCGACCCAACCGUUGAUGAAGCGUUCAAAAUUAAGAACAAAAUAGAUGUUGAAAUGACUGAGCUUGACGAAAUUAAUGGAGACUUUUUGUAUAGUAUUCCCCACGUUAUUUUUGAAACCGGACCAGGAAUGACAUAUUUCGCUGCUAAGAACAAAGUUAUAACCAACUUCAAAGUACAAAAUGGAAGGCCGAUGCAUCUUAUUUCCGGAAAUGCUCCAACUACUAAUCUAAAGACGGAGAGCCCGGAUACCGGAGCCAAACCAUUAAGCGAUCUUUUCGUUCGUUAUGAGCAACAAAUGGAUGAAAGCGAUGAUCGCCAAGGCUAG